AAGAGUCAACCUCAUUAAAACCUCCAUAAAUUUAUUGCUUCAAAAUAUCCACACCAUUUUUUUUACACACAAAUACAAUCUCUUUCCAAUAUAUCCGCAACUCGAGAUCUCGAUCCUCAGCCGUUGAUGAAAAUCUCAAUCAGUUGACUCACAAACGGCUAAACUUCAUAGUAUUCGAAUCAAUCCCUGAAUAUACCCCACAAAACUCGUUGAAUUGCUGAUAAUAUUCACCGCUGAUCCAGCAUUAUAUUCCCCUUGCUCGCCUCGUACUUAUUCAUAUAUAUAUAUAUAUAUAUACAUAUCAGAGAGAGAGAGAGAGAGAGAGAGAGAAUGGGUCAUUGUAGAGAGACGAUGGCGAUGGUGGUUUUCGCUGCUACUGUUCUGCAUGCUGCGGUUCUGUGCAGUGGAGGGAUGACGAGUAGUUUCGUGAGGAGCCCUCACAAGAGUGUCGAUAUGCCUCUCGAUAGUGAUGUGUUCAAGGCGCCUCCCGGCUAUAAUGCGCCGCAGCAGGUGCACAUAACUCAAGGAGAUCACGUAGGAAAAGCAGUGAUUGUAUCGUGGGUAACCGUAGACGAGCCCGGUUCAAGCAUAGUCCUAUAUUGGGCGGAGAAGAGCAGUCACAAGUAUAAGGCAGAGGGCAAAUUGACCAAGUACAAAUUCUACAAUUACACAUCUGGCUACAUACAUCAUUGCACAAUCAAGAAAUUGGAGUACGACACCAAGUACUACUACGAGGUCGGAGUUGGGCACACAACCAGAACCUUCUGGUUCACAACCCCACCAAAAGUGGGCCCCGACGUGCCCUAUACAUUUGGCCUUAUAGGUGAUCUUGGGCAGACAUAUGAUUCCAACAUAACACUCACACAUUACGAGAAAAAUCCGACAAAGGGACAAACGGUGUUGUAUGUGGGCGAUCUCUCUUACGCAGACAACUACCCGUUUCACGACAACGUCAGAUGGGACACGUGGGGGAGAUUCGUCGAGAGAAGCGUCGCCUAUCAGCCUUGGAUUUGGACCGCCGGAAAUCACGAGAUCGAUUUUGUUCCAGAAAUUGGUGAAACGAAGCCGUUUAAGCCGUUCACUCACCGCUAUCGCGUCCCUUACAGAGCAUCGAACAGCACUGCGCCGUUAUGGUACUCCGUCAAGAGGGCUUCCGCGUAUAUCAUUGUUCUCUCUUCGUAUUCCGCCUACGGCAAAUACACUCCUCAGUACGAGUGGUUGAAUGAGGAGCUGCCGAAGGUGAAUAGAUCCGAAACGCCGUGGCUGAUUGUUCUGAUGCAUUCUCCAUGGUACAACAGCAACAGCUAUCACUACAUGGAAGGUGAAACCAUGAGGGUCAUGUACGAGCCAUGGUUUGUUCAACACAAAGUCGACGUUGUUUUCGCCGGCCACGUCCACGCUUACGAGCGCUCGGAGCGAGUGUCUAACAUUGCUUACAAUAUUAUCAACGGACUUUGCUCUCCGGUGAACGACCAGUCUGCUCCGGUGUAUAUAACCAUCGGAGAUGGAGGAAAUAUCGAGGGCCUCGCCAACAACUUGACGGAGCCACAGCCUAAGUACUCUGCUUAUCGAGAGGCGAGCUUCGGGCAUGCGACGUUCAGUAUCAAGAACAGAACACACGCUUACUACAGUUGGCAUAGAAAUCAAGAUGGAUAUGCUGUUGAAGCUGAUUCCAUGUGGUUUUUCAACAGAUUCUGGCACUCCAUUGAUGAUUCUACUACUGCUGCUUGAUACUCAUAGUUUAGGAUUUAACUCGGAAUUCUGUGACAUCUCUUUUUGCUUGGAGAAUUAUGAAUUGGGCACUGUAUUUGUACGAGAUUUUCAACGUUUAACAUGUGCAGUUUAUGCUCUGAUUGUUUUCUAUUUGAAAUAUAUGUCUACGUUUCUUUUCACAAA
Molecule: messenger RNA, 1896 nt
Organism: Salvia miltiorrhiza (redroot sage)
Lineage: Eukaryota; Viridiplantae; Streptophyta; Magnoliopsida; Lamiales; Lamiaceae
Product: purple acid phosphatase 2-like
Exons: 8
Coding region: 331-1731 (466 amino acids)
Molecular function (GO): metal ion binding; acid phosphatase activity
Source: RefSeq, a predicted model, not a curated record